AUGACAAUUUCUACAACCAUUGCAUCACUAUCCAAACCAGGGGUUAAAAAACAUUUCUGCCUCUUUCAGGCCAACAAAUGUCACAGUGGCAAUACCUUCUUGGAACAGCAUGGGCUCUUGCCUGCAGUGAGUGCCCCAAAAAAGGAGCAGGGCACAAGGCUGAAGAGGCCCCUGGAUCAAGGAGUGAUAAAGAAUAUGGCCUGUACUCCUAAAUUUCACAAGCAUGGCAAGAGGUUGGCUGUUGAAGCAGAAAAACCCAAUUGGAAAGAGAGCACUAUGCACAAGCAUGAGACCAGGCCCCCCAAAACCCCACGGGAGGGAAGUUCCCAAGGCACUCUGAUGCGCAGCAAGCCACAAGAACCUUCCGUUCUGCCUUAUGCUCCAGUGACCCAGCAGCAGCAAUCUGUGAUUUCUUAUUCAGCAAAGAACCUCGGUCCCAUUGCCAGGCCCAAAAGAUACUCAAGUGUGAUCGUGAAAAACCAUGCAGUCACUGAUCCUCUUCUACUGCAGCCACAGGUCCCUAAUGCCACCAAGCACGAUUCUGUUGCUGCUGCCGUAGAGUGGCAGAGGAAGCUGGAGGCUGCUGAGGCUCUGUUGGCUCUGAGAAACUCUCCUCUGCCUCCUCCUGUUUCUGCCUCUCCAAAAAGGCAUGGCAAAAUGACCAAUAGCUAUCUUCCUGGACAUGGAACACAAGGUUCUGCUGGAAAGAGAGGGCAGCAGCCUCCUAGCCGCUAUGUGCCACCACGGUCUGCCAACUCUGCCUCACUGACUGGAAGUCUGGACUGCAUGUCCUUCUUCACCUAAGAGACCAGAGUGGGAGGUCUCACUACAGCACUGCCUGUUUGGUAUCCUGUUUCAUGUCUAAAGUGAAAAGUGUUUUUAAAAAUUUUUUAACUUUUGGGAUGAGUUCUCAUGUAGCCAGCCUGGCCUUGGUUUCAGUAUACAGCCAAUCAUGACUUUGAACUCCUGAUUUUCUCCACUUCUAAAGUCCUGGGAUUAUAGGACUGUGCUACCAUGCCUGGCUUUUUUUUUUUUAAUUAGUUUUAAGUUUUCAGGAGUUUUGUAAGCUUUCAAACCCUUUUCAUGGUGUAGGGCAUUUACUUGAUUGAGGUUUGAUGUUAACCUCUAUUUAGUACUCUUCUGGAAUAAUUUCUUGCUAUCCCUCUUAGUAAAAAAAUCAGUAUUGUAGGACCUAAUGUGAUCAAUCAGUGGGAUUCCGAGUGGGUUUGUAUGCCAGCA
This is a messenger RNA of Mus musculus (house mouse), 1239 nucleotides long. RefSeq names its product DMRT-like family C1b (gene Dmrtc1b). Gene Ontology annotation, biological process: regulation of DNA-templated transcription. Gene Ontology annotation, cellular component: nucleus. The coding region runs from base 1 to 804 and encodes 267 amino acids. The record is from RefSeq and is marked validated. The transcript is spliced from 7 exons. NCBI's taxonomy places the organism in Eukaryota, Metazoa, Chordata, Mammalia, Rodentia, Muridae.